UUAACCCUGUACUAGCAUUAGCCCUACACAAACUAGUGAUGAACAGCUAGUAAAUAGUCCUAUAAAUGUAUCAAGCCUUUGCCUACACACUCUCUCUAGUAGUCUAUGAUCUUCUUCCUCUCAUCUCCCUCUUGCUGGAACAUAUAGCAUCAGGAUCCUCUGUGGGCAUCUCUCCUUUUCUUGCCAUUUCUGGCCAUAGGCUACAAUAAGAGUUCUUGCUUGGGUGGUCAUCCUCCUACCUCACUGCCCAUACAGCUCCGGUCAGGUCAAGGAGAGGAGCUAGCUAGCUUGUCUGCUCUAAGCACUGAUCACUCCUCUGGUUGCGUCCAUUGAUCUGGCUCGUCAUCUUCUGCUUGCUCGUCAGCUAGGAAUUCGUGGUCUUGUGGGGGUUUUGAUCGAUGGACAUGAACGAGAGCAGUGAGAAAGGAAUGGAGAGCAAUGCGUCCUCUGGCCCUGGCAAUGGCAUCCCGGUGGAGUGGCAGAGCCAAUUCAGCAGCGCCUUCGCGUGCCAGCCGUCGGCGGUGCAUCAGCAGCACGCCAUGAUGGACUCCUUCGCGGCGGCGUCCGCCAGCCUGUGGGCGUCGGCCGCCUCGCAGAACAUGGCACUCUCCUCCGACGUCAGCGCCAUGUCGUCCGCCGCGCCGCCGCGGGGAGCGGGGUUCUUGGCGCCGGUCCCCGGAUUCCUCCAGCAGGGGCUCGGCCAUUUCCCGGUGGACUCCGGGUUCAUCGAGCGCGCGGCGCGGUCGACGUGCUUCGGCGCCAGCGGAGGCGGGAUGAUGGGCGCCAGCGCGUACGGCGCGGCUGACCAGUCCAUGGGUGACGCUUUCGGUGGCGCCACGGAGGGGCUCAUGGACCAUCACAGGAGGAACGAUGGCAACGACAAGGCCGAGCAGGAGUUCGCCGGCAACGGCCACGACGAGCUGCCGAGCUCAGAAGUAGCCGGUGGAGACUGCUCCUCCAAGGGCUCAGACUCCAAGAAGAGGAGACGGCCUAACGAGGUGAUUGGAGCCGAUCAAGUCCAUUCUUCCAACUUGCCAUCUGAUUCUGCAAACGAGAGCGUCCACAGCAAGGACAAAGGCGAGGAGAGCAGCCCAGCGACGACGAAUGGUGGCAAGUCGAAAGGGAAGGGAGCGAAGGAGACCUCUGAGUCACAGAAGGAAGAGUACAUUCAUGUCCGGGCUCGUCGUGGCCAGGCAACCAACAGCCACAGCCUAGCAGAAAGGUUGAGAAGGGAGAAGAUCAGUGAGAGGAUGAAGCUUCUGCAGGACCUAGUUCCUGGCUGUAGCAAGGUCACCGGAAAAGCGGUGAUGCUUGAUGAGAUCAUCAACUAUGUUCAGUCGCUCCAAAGACAAGUUGAGUUCUUAUCGAUGAAGCUUGCAACAGUAAACCCAAGGCUUGACCUCAACAUAGAAGGGCUUCUUUCGAAAGACCUUCUUCGUUUCCCUGGAGUUCCUUCAUCCUCUAUCGGAUUUUCUCCAGAAAUGAUGCACCCUCAACUACAGUUGUCACAGCCAGGCUUGAUUCAGGGUGGUGCUGCUGGCAUGGCCAACCCCGACGUGUUCAGAAGAAUAAUACAAGCGCAACUAGGUGCAAAAGAUGGAUCUCAGCAGAUGCCCCACGCAUUGAAUGGAUCAUUCAGUGACGUUUCCCAAAUGGCGUACCCGUCCCUCGGUUCACAGGACCUAAGCAUCAGGCCAUCUCAGGAUGGGUUUCAAAUGUGAAGUGAAGAAGGGGGCCAAUUCCAUGUACGUGCUAUUGUUUCUGGUAAUCUGGUGAACAGGGCAGGCACACGCACAUGACUGAAGCUGCUACUGCUGGAGAAGCAGCGUUUGCAGUGCUAGCUCAUCGCAUAACUGAAGCCUUUAAUUGCUUCGCGGCUAGCUGUAUAUCCAUCGGGUUAUUAUUGUGUUCAGAACUGAAACUGAAAGCCUUGAGCCCCACAGGGACGCUGGAACGAAAAUCUGCAUCCUGGAUGGUUGGAAAUUCUGUCUGGGGGCGUGCAUUUACACUGCAGCACGAGGAGCGGCAGUCAGUCACAGCAACUAAGCAAAGCAGCUUGAAUUUGCUGCACGGCAUAAUGCAAGAUCAUCUGUUAAAAAUUACUUCCGACGCAUGCAUUGUUGGUUGCAAAAAAAAAACAGCGAUUAAACAACUCAUAAACCAGGUGCUGAUGUUAAUGUUAGGAUCAAACGCAUUUGGCUCAUGUUCUUGUACCACAGGCCAGGAUACAUGAUAAGCUGUUGUUCAUCAUGCAGAGCAUGCCUCAAUUCAGAACCGGUAGCUCUC
This is a messenger RNA of Oryza brachyantha (malo sina), 2286 nucleotides long. RefSeq names its product transcription factor bHLH49. The record is from RefSeq and is a predicted model, not a curated record. Gene Ontology annotation, molecular function: protein dimerization activity; DNA-binding transcription factor activity. NCBI's taxonomy places the organism in Eukaryota, Viridiplantae, Streptophyta, Magnoliopsida, Poales, Poaceae. Gene Ontology annotation, cellular component: nucleus. The transcript has 7 exons. Bases 399 to 1721 code for a protein of 440 amino acids. Gene Ontology annotation, biological process: regulation of DNA-templated transcription.